Messenger RNA from Symbiodinium necroappetens, 2664 nucleotides. Lineage: Eukaryota; Dinophyceae; Suessiales; Symbiodiniaceae. The record is from the annotation of a GenBank genome assembly.
AUGACACCAGGAGCAGCCUUGGCUGCCACAGAGCCUCAUCUCGAAGGCACCUACUGUGAACUGCCUCUUCUUUUUCAGGAGAUCCGACACCUCUUCGCGCAGACAGCUCAGGUUGGCAAUCACGUUCGCCGAGUCUGGGUCCCUGCACACAACCGUCAGCUCAGCUGGGAGGCCCCUGGCGGGCUUUGCGCUGAGCACCUUCGGCAUCUUAAUGCCACGGUCGAUGAGGCGGCGAAGUCCUGCAUGCAGCGGGGCUUGACGGGUUCACUGCGCCAGCGUUGGCAUGAUCUGGCCAAAAACACAUCCUGGGAGGAAGCUGCCAUUUUGGCGGCCAAUUCUUCGGCACAGCUCCUCCAGGAGUACCUCCGGGUGGCGACUGAGGACGAAGCAGAAAGCUCGUACAUCAAGUCGAGUCUCGCCCUUGGCGCCCUGCCACCAACCUAUGUUGCAGGAAAGCCUGAUUGCAGCGGCUUCCGCAGCCAGAUCCUCGAAGAUUCUUUCGCCCAUAUCGCUGCAUUUGGUUCUUCCACCAAGGCCACUUUGCUUCGAGUCAAGGGCUACUGUCUGGGACUGAUGGUCGAGCUCUGCAAUGAUGCAGGGCGAUUGCACAAUCCUCUGGAUCUGGUCGCGCGCGUUCAGCAAGCUGAGUGGUCGUGGAGCUGUCAGAUCGUUGCCGAGGGCAUCAUUCAGGCAGCGGCCUCAAGCGAGGUUUUUGGGAUUCCCAACACGAUUGUGGCCGAUGGAUUGCUGGGAACGGACUUCGGCCUGGUUGAGCUUCGGCUGUUACAGGAACGUUCGACACAAUUUGUCGAUGGCUUGUUGCUUGGCACACUGUCGCAGCUCUCCAAGCAGCUGCAUGGCCUCAGCGAUAGCAUCACCCACUGUAUGGAUACUGCUGGUGGAUUUUGCCAGCAUGCGUCGGCCAUUCUGUUGAAGCAGGGUGCGCCCGGUAUGUCAGGAGAGAUUUCGGGCCUGUCGGAAGUGGAUGCAUCGCGGUGGCUUGACAUUUUCCGGCGCCAUCGGUUGUUGAGCAUGGUCUAUCUGGGUCCACAGCCCGGAAUCCUCGACCUCUGGAUGUUCGAGGAGGUGGGUCAUGUGCAACUCGCAGAUCCACAGCGGCAGAGGAUUGGCAUCGAACUUUCACCUGGUGACGUCGUGGUCCUCCGCCCCGAACUCCUAGCACGGAAGUUGCGCGCCCCAGUGGGCUCGCUGGCAAUGAUGUCCUUGGUGCUGGGAAGGAAGACCAGUGCACGGAGAGUGUGGCCUGGACAGGGACGCAUUCCCGCAGCCAAAGCCUUGGAUGAAUGGAUCCGCCACCGGCUACUGCAGCUGAGCCAGGAUUGCAUUGACCACGAGGUUCCUUUCGCUUGGCGGAAGGUCUACGAUCCAGACGAUAGCAGCCUCAAGAAAGUGAAGUCUGCUUGCCGGCAUGGUGCCUUCCUGGACGGCCUCGAGCUCUUCCCCGGCCACGCCUUCAAAAUGCCAGAGCAGGAUGUGCGGCGUUGCGAUCCCUACCAGCGAUUGUGUGCGGAGGGAAUGAAGGCUUCAGGCCAAAGAGCAGAAGAUCCCAAGGCCAUGGCCAGUAGCCGCGUGAUCGUGGAACCAAAACCAGGUGGAAGUCUGAAGCGGCAUGGCCAGCGCAGUGGCGGCCUCUUUGUUGGCUGUCCCUCCGUUGCGGACUGGGAGCAUGACGGCGACGGCGAUCAGGCUUUGUUGGCCGGCCGACUCUCGGUGAUGCUUGGGCUCAGGGGGACUGCGGAUGCUCUCGUGACCUUGGAGGGUGCCGCCGGCUUGGCCGCGGCCUCGCUGGCCGCCACAGCUCUGGAGGCCAAGCUCGACUUUGCGCUGGCGCUUGGGGUGCACUUGAUCCUCUCCCCGCGGUUUUGGCUCUGUUGCUGCAGGGCCACGGCAGCCUCGCUCUCCCGGCAUGGGCGAAGCUUGGCUUUCGACACCUCCUGUGACGGGUUUGUUCGUGGUGAGGCUUGUUGUGCAGUGAUGCUGUGCCGGUUUGAGCUUCCCGAGCCGUCUCAGAUGGAAAGCCCGCCGGCCGGCUGCAUUACCGGCAGUGCCAUAGCUGCGAGAGGGUGCAGCACAUCUCUUGCACUGCAGGGUGCAGCCGAGAUUCGCCGCACUGUUGCGGAGGCCAUGUCAGAUCUCGAGGACGGCUUUGUGGACAUAGCGGAGGUUGAUGGUCUGGGGCCAUCAGCCGAGACAAUGGAACUGGCCGCGCUGCAGGCAUCUCAUCGAGGCCUUUGUGCAGACGCCAGUCCACUACAACUGACCUCGCUGAAGGCCAGCUGCGGUCAUCAGGCGCAGUGUGCAGGACUGGCGUGUAUGAUGCAGAUCUUGGCUGCCAUCCGCCUUGGCACCGCAACAGCGCAGCCGCACCUGCGGCAGCUCAAUCCCAGUGCCACGAUGGCCGGGCCCAGUCUCAGCCAUCUCAGCGUGGAGUGUGGGCAGCUCACGGAACCCAACCUCUAUGCUGGCAUUCUCGGCCGUGGAGGUGGGACAACAGUAUACACAGUGCUGUGGGGAUUUGGUGGCCCUAUGGCAAAGGAUGGCCCUGCACAUCUGAAGCCAGACCUGGUAUCCUGGGCAGGGGUGGAGGUCGAGGGACAAGCGCCGUCGGUGUACCUGCCGCUGGAGAAGCAGGCUAGCAAGUAG